This is a messenger RNA of Brachypodium distachyon (stiff brome), 882 nucleotides long. RefSeq lists its product as uncharacterized. The coding region runs from base 242 to 679 and encodes 145 amino acids. The transcript has 5 exons. Gene Ontology annotation, molecular function: RNA binding. Gene Ontology annotation, cellular component: nucleus. Lineage: Eukaryota; Viridiplantae; Streptophyta; Magnoliopsida; Poales; Poaceae. The record is from RefSeq and is a predicted model, not a curated record.
CGCAGACUCAGUAUCCGACUCCUCGUACGACCCGCUCCCCCCGAUCCGACUCGCCUUCUUCGCCCUCAUCAGGCCGCCAUUAAUACCACCACCGCCUGCGCCCUCCUGUUCCUCCCCUUCCACCACGAGCCCCAAUCCAGCCGAAUCGAACCCCCGUUCCGCCGCGAGAUCGAGAAGAUCAGCAUCCGUGCGUACCGCGGACCGUCGACGCGCGCGAUCGAUUGCUGUUAAUCUGAGCACCAUGUCGGCGGCGGCGGCGGAGGCAGGCGGCGAGCAGGCGCAGAGGCCCAAGGCCGGCAACGGCAACGGCAACGGCAACGGCAACGGCAACGGCAACGGCGGCGGGAGCAGCAACCGGAUCCAGGUGUCCAACACCAAGAAGCCCCUCUUCUUCUACGUCAACCUCGCCAAGAGGUACAUGCAGCAGCACACCGAGGUCGAGCUCUCCGCACUCGGCAUGGCCAUAGCGACAGUUGUGACCGUGGCGGAGAUUCUGAAAAACAAUGGUUUCGCCUUCGAGACAAAGAUUAGAACAUCCACUGUGGAAAUCAAGGAUGAAAUGAGAGGGCGACCAAUCCAAAAGGCUAAGAUUGAAAUAGUGCUGCGGAAAAGCGACAAGUUUGAUGAGUUGAUGGCCGCAGCUGCGGCUGAGGCAAGCGUAGCAGAUGGCGAGGAGUAGACCUAGAAUUUAUCAUGCGGACAAGCAAGGAUUUUGUUUUUCUUAUGUUAGUUUUGGUUAUAUAUAUAUAGGGUGGCUGCGUUGCAGCGUUUGGGGAUAGAGGGCGAGUUAUUGGGUGUUCAGUAAUUGACCAAUGUGAACCUCCAGAUUUUGUUGAACAUAUAUGUUUCAUUUAUUCAAUAUGCACGCCACAGUUUUUGCUA